GAGAGAGAGAGAGAGAGAGAGAGCAUCCGAGGCGGAGAUAGAGAGAGAAAGAGGCGGUGCUGUCCCGUCCUACUCUCUCCGUACUGUCACCGUCGCCGCCACCGCUUUCGCCACCCGCGCCGCAACUCCGCCGCGAGGGCCCGGAGCCCGGAGCCGGGAGGCCGCCAUGCCCAGGCCGUCGCGGGAGUCCGUCGACACGUUCAUGGCCAUCACCGGCGCGCCCGAGCCUCUCGCCGUCCGCCGGUUGGAGGAAUAUGGUGGGAAUCUCGACGAGGCUGUCAAUGCGCAUUUUACUGAAGGGAUCCACCAAACAUUUCCUCCUGCGGCUUCUGCAUAUCCUCAUGAAAUGAAUAAUCAGGAUCACGUCGGGCGACAAGGGGGGCUCAUGCCGCUCCUUAAUGCUGUUAGAAGUUUCAAGCCUUCCUCUCUUCUUGACCCGAACUACAGGAGAAAUUUCUUUAACCAGAUUGGCGCUUCUGCAUUUUCUAGUCCCCGACCGCUUGCUUCUCCUCCAAGCAACGCGACUGGGUCGGCUGAAGCAUUCAACCGUGGUAAUGAGCUGCCUUAUCAUUCGGGAUCGUUUAACACCGGUGGUGUAAUUGGAACACCAGUCUAUUCUAGCACUCCGGCUGAAGCCAGAAGUCCGCAUUCGUAUGGACAUGAUGCAGAAGAAGAAAUGCUUCGAGCUGCUAUUGAGGCAUCGAAGCAAGAGUUUCUUUCUGGUUCUGGGUUAUCUCGAAGGCAACCUAGCCAAGAAGAUAAGGAGCUUGAUCGUGCAAUUUCACUUUCAUUGAUGGAAGCAGAGCAAGAGAAGGAGAAGCGUGUGCAACAGGUGAAAGACAGAGACCAAGAAUCUGGAUUUAAUGCUUCACAUGGAAGUGCAGACAAAACUAAGGAUAAAAGAUCAAAACUGGGAAGCCCAUCACAGCCGGAUGAGAUUAAGCUGGAAGGGCUGAAUUUGCAGGAUGGUAAGUCCAACCAGCGUUGUCAUGAUCAUAUUCAGUGUGGUCCAGAUGCCCAUCAUCCUGAUCAGGGAUUUCAGAAAGGGUCAAUUCAAAGUGGAGGCUCUCUACCUCAAGAACCUGCACCAGACGAAAGAGGAGCAAUAAAUCUUGUCGUCCGCAUGCCAGAUGGGGCUCGCCACGGUCGCCGCUUCCUUGUGACUGACAAGCUACAGUCUCUAUUUGACUUCGUAGAUGCUGGUGGUUGGGUGAAGCCUAUGACUUAUAAACUGAUAAGGCCUUAUCCUCGCGAGGAGUUCACUGAUGGUGACAGAUUAUCCAGUUUUAGUGAAUUGGGGCUUGCUAGUAAACAAGAAGCUUUGUUUCUAGAGUUCAUUUAGCAUUGGCUUUGGCCAUCUUGAAAUUGUACAUAUCGGUUAGGACAUGUCGAGAGGUGCAUUCAUAGCUUUCCAUCGACUGCAUCUGACUGGGUUGCUUCACCAAAGCUCAACGAUAAUGACUGAUCCCAAACCAGAAAAGAUGCAACAGCAUUUAAGAUUGGCAAUGCACGUA
Syzygium oleosum is the source of this 1514-nucleotide messenger RNA. RefSeq names its product plant UBX domain-containing protein 9. The transcript has 9 exons. The record is from RefSeq and is a predicted model, not a curated record. NCBI's taxonomy places the organism in Eukaryota, Viridiplantae, Streptophyta, Magnoliopsida, Myrtales, Myrtaceae. Gene Ontology annotation, molecular function: ubiquitin binding. Bases 167 to 1342 code for a protein of 391 amino acids.